AUGGCUGCUUCAGGCCAAAAUAUUGAGAAACCCCAGGGUGCCGAUGCGGUACAACGCAUCCUUAUCACCUUGACUUCCAAAAAUGUUCUUUCCUUGGAAAAUGUGUACCGUGAUUUGAUCAAUGGCUCCAAAAUCCAAAACUUGCGUGUUAAGGGUCCCGGACGCAUGCCAACCAAAACUUUGCGCAUCACCCCCCGUAAAACACCUUGUGGUAAAGGUUCCAAAGCUUGGGAUAAUUUUCAGAUAAGAAUUAAAGGGAAUUUAAGAAUUUAG
This is a messenger RNA of Stomoxys calcitrans (stable fly), 273 nucleotides long. RefSeq names its product small ribosomal subunit protein uS10-like. Gene Ontology annotation, molecular function: structural constituent of ribosome. Lineage: Eukaryota; Metazoa; Arthropoda; Insecta; Diptera; Muscidae. Gene Ontology annotation, cellular component: ribosome; cytosolic small ribosomal subunit. Gene Ontology annotation, biological process: translation. The coding region runs from base 1 to 273 and encodes 90 amino acids. The record is from RefSeq and is a predicted model, not a curated record. The transcript has a single exon.